Messenger RNA from Brassica oleracea var. oleracea, 677 nucleotides. RefSeq names its product 50S ribosomal protein L31, chloroplastic-like. Gene Ontology annotation, cellular component: ribosome. Lineage: Eukaryota; Viridiplantae; Streptophyta; Magnoliopsida; Brassicales; Brassicaceae. The transcript has 2 exons. Gene Ontology annotation, biological process: translation. Gene Ontology annotation, molecular function: structural constituent of ribosome. The coding region runs from base 32 to 460 and encodes 142 amino acids. The record is from RefSeq and is a predicted model, not a curated record.
UCUUCUGUCUUUUAUUGUAAAAAAAGAGACAAUGGCGGUUUCUCUCCCUAACUCGUUUCUCCUGAUCAAUCCAUGUGCUCCUUCUCUCGUAAUCAAAAAGCCGGUUAAGGCGGCAUCGAUUGGCGCUAACCGGGGAAGUAAACCGGCGGUGGUUCAAGUGACCUGCAGGAAGAAGGAUAUGCACCCAGAAUUUCACGAGGACGCCAAGGUUUACUGCAACGGAGAGCUCGUGAUGACCACCGGAGGGACUAAGAAAGAGUACGUAGUCGAUGUUUGGUCUGGUAACCAUCCGUUUUACCUCGGGAACCGCUCGGCUUUGAUGGUUGAUGCUGAUCAAGUUGAGAAGUUCAGGAAGAGGUUCGCGGGGUUGUCGGAGAUUAUGGAGAUUCCUGUUUUGAAAGGAGAGAUCGUGUUGCCCACGAAGAAAAAUAAAGGUGCUGGUAAAGGGAAGAAGAAAUGAUGAGAACUUUGUAAUGUUGAAAUGGAGUUUUCUGGUAAAGCUUUGAGCUUGUCUUUGCUUAGACUGUUUGAAUUGUAUGUUAUGUUUUGUUCUUGAAUGCAAAUGAUUAUAGUUUAUUUUUAAGAAUGUGUUUGGUUUUUUUUUUUUUUUUUUUGAAAGAAUGUGUUUGGUUUCUUGUAGAGUUGGUUUACCUUUAUGUGAUCAUGGUUCUUGUUUA